AUGGCACCUUCACUCUCUCAUCCGUCCAGGUCGGAAUCCCCCUCUCAGAUAGAUAUUCCUAUGGCAGAUGCCAAUGGCCAUACAUCCAAAACUAUGGAGGGAGCCCGUGACGAGGACCACAGCAUGAUGGAUUACCAGGAUACUCCGGACUACACGUACUCAAAUGGAAAGUCUAACCUCUGCCAGGAUUCUGAUACCAAUCCAAAUACGACUGCAAGUAGCAUCGCUGGCGAUACAGUUCAACAAGAUGGGCGCAAACGAAGGUCAGAGGCAUUUCAGCUCCGGAAAAGUGUGCUGGGCCGAAAACAUGGGCGUCUCGAUGAAUCGAAGGAAGAUGAUUCAAUCCGCAGAUUUCGCUACCUACUUGGACUGACUGACCUUUUUCGGCACUUUAUUGAAACGAAUCCAAACCCCCGCAUAAAAGAAAUCAUGGCAGAGAUUGAUCGUCAAAAUGAAAUGGAGGCUGGCGCCAGAAAAGGUCUCACGCGUAAAGGUGGUGCUAGUGGGGAGCGGCGGCGGCGGACAGAACAAGAAGAAGAUGCGGAACUCCUGAAAGACGAGAAGCGCGGUGGCCAGGCCGAAACGGUAUUCCGAGAAUCACCGGCAUUUGUCAAGGGAGGUGAAAUGAGGGAUUACCAGGUCGCUGGUUUGAACUGGCUAGUCUCGCUUCACGAGAAUGGCAUUUCUGGAAUUCUCGCCGACGAGAUGGGUCUCGGGAAGACACUACAGACAAUCGCAUUUUUGGGCUAUCUACGGCACAUUUGUGGCAUAACUGGUCCACAUCUCAUUACUGUUCCAAAAUCAACGCUCGACAAUUGGCAUCGAGAAUUCUCGAAGUGGACUCCUGACGUCAAUGUUCUCGUUCUUCAGGGAGCAAAAGAUGACCGCCACAAACUCAUCAAUGAGCGGCUCGUCGACGAAAAGUUCGACGUAUGUAUCACCAGUUACGAAAUGGUUCUGAGGGAGAAAUCUCAUUUGAAAAAGUUCGCCUGGGAAUAUAUCGUCAUUGACGAGGCUCAUCGGAUAAAAAAUGAAGAAUCUUCUCUGGCUCAAAUCAUCCGCGUUUUCCACUCAAGGAAUCGACUCCUAAUUACUGGAACACCCCUCCAGAAUAAUCUCCACGAGCUUUGGGCACUUCUCAAUUUUCUUUUACCUGAUGUCUUUGGAGAUUCUGAUGCAUUCGACCAGUGGUUCUCCAAUCAGGAAGCAGAUCAGGAUACCGUGGUGCAGCAGCUCCAUCGAGUUCUCCGACCAUUUUUGCUCCGCCGUGUUAAGAGUGAUGUUGAAAAGAGUUUGCUUCCCAAGAAGGAAAUGAACUUGUAUGUUGGCAUGUCUGAUAUGCAGGUAAAAUGGUACCAGAAAAUCCUGGAGAAGGAUAUCGAUGCGGUCAAUGGAGCCCAAGGCAAACGUGAAUCCAAAACCCGUCUACUUAAUAUAGUUAUGCAACUGAGGAAAUGCUGCAACCACCCGUACCUUUUUGAGGGAGCGGAGCCAGGGCCUCCUUACACCACCGAUGAGCAUCUGAUUGAUAACGCUGGAAAGAUGGUGAUUUUGGAUAAAAUUUUAAAGCGAAUGAAGAAUCAAGGAAGCCGCGUCUUAAUUUUCUCACAGAUGAGCCGGGUUCUUGAUAUUUUGGAGGAUUAUUGUGUUUUCAGAGAACAUCAAUAUUGUCGAAUUGACGGCUCGACUGCCCAUGAAGAUCGUAUUGCUGCAAUUGACGAAUACAACCGCCCUGGUUCGGAGAAGUUUAUCUUCCUCCUUACGACACGAGCUGGGGGUCUAGGAAUCAAUCUAACGAGCGCUGAUAUUGUCAUACUGUAUGACAGCGACUGGAAUCCCCAAGCAGAUUUACAGGCCAUGGAUCGCGCUCAUCGUAUCGGCCAGACAAAGCAAGUUGUUGUUUUCCGUUUUGUGACUGAAAAUGCAAUUGAAGAAAAAGUCCUUGAACGCGCAGCACAAAAGUUAAGACUAGAUCAACUGGUUAUCCAACAAGGACGAGCUCAGCAGCAAGUCAAGAAUGCCGCGUCUAAAGAUGAACUGCUGAGCAUGAUCCAGCACGGUGCCGCUAGCGUUUUCAAUACCAAGGGCCCAACGGGAGCUCUAGCGAAAGGCAAUGACAUUUCAGAAGAUGAUAUCGACGAAAUUUUGAGAAAAGGCGAAGAACGUACAGCGGAGCUGAAUAAGAAAUAUGAGAAACUUGGAAUCGAUGAUCUUCAGAAGUUCACAUCCGACAACGCGUAUGAGUGGAACGGAGAGGACUUCACCAAUCGAAAGAAGGAUAUUGGUAUCAACUGGAUCAACCCUGCAAAACGUGAACGGAAAGAACAAUCGUACUCUAUGGACCAGUAUUAUCGACAGGCAUUGGCUACUGGAGGUAGGACCGCUGACCCAAAACCUAAGGUCCCGCGAGCACCGAAACAGAUUGCCAUUCAUGACUGGCAGUUCUUCCCUCCAAAACUACAGGAGUUACAGGAAAAAGAAACCGCUUACUUCCAUAAGGAGAUUGGAUACAAGGCAGUUCUCCCUGAUGGGCCUGACGAGGAACUCAGCGAUAGAGAAGCUGAGCGAGAAUUGGAGCAACAGGAAAUCGACAAUGCUGUUCCGUUGACGGAAGAAGAACAGGAGGAAAAGGCCGCACUAUCCGAAGAAGGCUUUGGCAACUGGAAUCGACGAGACUUUCAACAGUUUAUCAACGGAUCCGCAAAGUUCGGUCGCACUAAUUAUAACGAGAUUGCUACAGAAGUAGACAGCAAGGAUCCCGAGGAGAUCAAAGAGUAUGCAAAGGUGUUCUGGAAGCGAUACACUGAAAUUCAAGAUUACCCUAAACAUAUCCGUGUCAUCGAACAAGGUGAAGAGAAGAUGCGCAAAAUGAACCACCAGCGCAAAAUGCUUCGCAAGAAAAUGGAAAUGUACCGCGUCCCACUCCAGCAACUGAAAGUGAAUUAUACCGUCUCCACGACAAAUAAGAAGGUAUACACAGAAGAAGAAGAUAGAUUCCUCCUUGUGAUGCUGGAUAGGCAUGGCGUCGAUGGUGAGGGCCUCUAUGAGAAAAUCAGGGAAGAAAUCAGGGAAAGUCCACUCUUCCGCUUCGACUGGUUCUUCCUUAGUCGGACGCCCGUUGAGAUUGGUCGACGUUGCACAACUCUUCUAAACACCGUCGCAAAGGAAUUUGAAGUUGACGGCGGUAAAAUGCCGAAUGGCGAUAGUGGUAGUGGGAAGGGCCGUGGCCGUGAUCGUGACGACGACGUCGAGAAUGAAGAGGUUGAAGCCCCCGCGAAGAAAAAGACUAAAAAUGGUGCUGUGAAUAAGCAACUUAAAGCCGUCCAAUCUGCAAGUGGCAGCAGAGCUACAUCAACUGCUACAUCAAGAGCUGGUAGUGUCUCGUCAAGCGCACCGGUCACUGGCAAAUCGAAAGGGAAGAAAAAAUAG
Molecule: messenger RNA, 3429 nt
Organism: Histoplasma capsulatum G186AR
Lineage: Eukaryota; Fungi; Ascomycota; Eurotiomycetes; Onygenales; Ajellomycetaceae
Product: chromatin remodelling complex ATPase chain ISW1
Exons: 5
Coding region: 1-3429 (1142 amino acids)
Biological process (GO): nucleosome organization; regulation of transcription by RNA polymerase II
Cellular component (GO): nucleus; chromatin
Molecular function (GO): ATP hydrolysis activity; ATP-dependent chromatin remodeler activity; ATP binding
Source: RefSeq, a predicted model, not a curated record